AUGGAGAUGGCCGCGGCGACGAGGGAUGGAAAGAAUGGCGGCGUCCCGGAAUGGCGGGUGACGGUGCCGGAGGGCGCGUCGGUGACGGUGGAGCACGAGGUCUGCCGGGCCGCGCGGGCGUGGGCGUGGGUGGUUUCCUGCGUGGUCGUGCUCGGGGAGAAGGUGUCCGGCUUCGCCAAGCGGAUAUGGAAGAUCGGCGCCGACGAUCCCCGGCGGGCGGUGCACGGCCUCAAGGUGGGUCUCGCGCUCGCGCUGGUCUCGGUGUUCUACUACACCAGGCCCCUGUACGACGGCGUUGGCGGCGCCGCCAUGUGGGCCAUCAUGACGGUCGUCGUGAUCUUCGAGUACACCGUUGGUGGCUGUGUGUAUAAGGGGUUCAACCGAGUCGCCGCGACGGUCAGCGCCGGCGCGAUCGCGCUCGGCGUCCACUGGAUCGCGGCCAACGCCGGCCACGAGCUCGAGCCGUUCAUCCGCAGUGGAUCGGUUUUCCUGCUCGCUUCCAUGGCGACGUUCUCGCGGUUCAUACCCACGGUGAAGGCGCGAUUCGACUACGGCGUGACCAUCUUCAUCCUGACGUACAGCCUGGUGGCCGUGUCGGGGUACCGCGUGGAGGCGCUCCUGGCGAUGGCGCAGCAGCGGGUGUGCACCAUCGGCAUCGGCGUCUUCAUGUGCCUCUCCGUCUGCGUGCUCAUCUGCCCCGUGUGGGCGGGGCAGGAGCUGCACCGCCUCACCGUGCGCAACAUGGAUAAGCUCGCCGGCGCCGUGGAGGCCUGCGUGGGGGACUACUUCGUGGAGCAGGCGGACGGCAAGCAGCAGCCGCCGUCCGCCGGGGCGGACGGGUACAAGUGCGUGCUCAACUCCAAGGCGUCCGAGGACGCGCAGGCCAACCUGGCGCGGUGGGAGCCCGCGCACGGCAGGUUCGGCUUCCGCCACCCGUACGAGCAGUACAAGAACGUCGGCGCCGCCAUGCGGCACUGCGCCUACUGCGUGGAGGCCCUGAGCGGGUGCGUCCGCUCAGAGAUCCAGGCGCCCGAGCACGUCAAGCGGUACCUCGCCGACGGUUGCACGACGGUGGCGGCGCGGUGCGCGCGGGUGCUCGGGGAGGCCGCGAGCUCCGUCGGCGCAAUGACUACGUCGUGGAGCCUGGAGUUCGCCGUGGCCGACAUGAACACCGCCGUGCAGGAGCUCCAGAGCGACCUGAGGGAGCUCCCGUCCAAGCUGGCGGAGGAGUCGCCUGCGACGGUGAUCGACGCCGUGCAGCUCUUCACGGUCACUUCGCUGCUGAUAGAGGUGUCCACGAGGGUGGAGGGCGUCGUGGACGCGGUCGACACGCUCGCCAGCCUUGCCGGCUUCAGAUCAGCGGACGCGAAACCUGAAGCUUCAGAAACCGAAACCAAAGUGAUCAAUCCAGACUCGGACGAGGAAGCACAUUGA
Messenger RNA from Triticum turgidum subsp. durum (durum wheat), 1434 nucleotides. Lineage: Eukaryota; Viridiplantae; Streptophyta; Magnoliopsida; Poales; Poaceae. The record is from the annotation of a GenBank genome assembly.